AUGGAAUCUCAUACAUUUUAUAGUUAUGAUGAAACUAUUGAAAAACCGGUGUACGGUUAUUUGCUUCAUAAUGAUGAACAAAGGUUGAUGCUUCUAAGUCAAAAUCCUCAAAUGUCGGCUAUAGAAGUUGCUAAAAAUAUAGCUAACAAUUGGAAUGCUUUAACCUUUGAGCAGAAAAAUCAAUAUUCAGAACGCGCUAAAGAAUUAAAUUGGAAAUGUCUUAAUGAG
Molecule: messenger RNA, 228 nt
Organism: Racocetra persica
Lineage: Eukaryota; Fungi; Glomeromycota; Glomeromycetes; Diversisporales; Gigasporaceae
Source: the annotation of a GenBank genome assembly